Molecule: messenger RNA, 840 nt
Organism: Macrobrachium nipponense
Lineage: Eukaryota; Metazoa; Arthropoda; Malacostraca; Decapoda; Palaemonidae
Product: laminin subunit alpha-like
Exons: 5
Coding region: 78-743 (221 amino acids)
Source: RefSeq, a predicted model, not a curated record
GGCUAUGUCAGGUACGACAGCCCAGACGGAAGCGGCUUCAGCUCGUCUUCAAGUUCAAGACGGACCAGACUGAUGGAAUGAUAUUCUAUGCCUCGACGGCAGAUCAAAGCAGUUAUCUCUCACUCUCCAUGGCUGAAAGUGCACUCAUCCUUCGUGCAUUCCCGGGAGGAGAGCUCACCACAGGUUCCUUCGAUAGAUACAACGACAGUGAAUGGCAUGUGGUCAUUGCAACGCGUGAACAUAAUGUUCUUCGUCUUGACAUUGAUGAUUACAAGUCUUACAGGGUCGAUGUGCAAAAACGGGCCAUUCCACUCGACGGUCCGGUGUUCUUCGGUGGCGUACCAGACACUUACAGCAUUGCAGCGGCAGCCUCUGCAACCGAUACUAAUUUCUACGGGUGUAUUGGAGAUGCUACUCUCAACGGCCGUGUUGUCAACUUCGCUCAGAGCACAGAACGCCCAAGAGCUCUUCUGCAGAAGUGUCCGAUAUUCAAGAGCACUGCUCUCUUCCAGACUCCAUCUCUGGAGGAAACUCGUCCUUCAGUGACGCACCCAAUCCUCCGAGAUCGCUGUGCUCUCCCGUGGAGCCAGCGACAGAAGAAGUCGACGAAACCUCCGGGUUCAGAUUCGAUCCUGAAUUCUCUGGUGGAUAUAACUUUGGUGAGUUAUUUGACGUUUGCUUAUGAAGUUAAUUGGUGUGCGAGUUUUAGCCUUCGUCAUGGACAGAGCAUUGCCACAGCUUAGUGCUUCAAGCUUGGGAAAGGCCAUAUUUAACUUCCUUGCAAUUAACGAUUUAUUUUGUCACAGUUCUUUCUCAUGAGAGCAUAAGAUUGUAUUAUCA